AUGUCUGCUAAGGCAAGUGUUCAGCGCAAGCCCAUCACGCUUGCAAAGAAGGCCGAGAUAUUGUCUGAUGUAAAAGCCGGCAAAGCCUCGAAAACUGAGAUUGCACGGAAGUAUGGAAUUGCAAAGAGCACGUUGGCAGGAAUCAUUAAGAACGAGGCACGAGUAACCGCCGCGUUCAACGAUGGCGAGUUUGCGCCGAAACGGAAGAAGAUGCGAACUGCGGCAAACAAGGGUUUAGAAGAUGUUCUCCUGGCUUGGAUCCAGCGAGCUAGAAGUGCAAAUCUGCCUGUCAACGGUGUUGUACUGAAAGCAAAGGCAGAAGAAGUUGCCCUCCGGAUGAACUUAAAAUUCUCGUGUAGUGACGGGUGGCUUGACCGUUUCCGCAAAAGGCACGGGCUGGUUUUUCGGUCGAUCGUCGGUGAGUCCGCCGCCGUUGAUGAAGCGACAUGCAACGACUGGAGGCUAAUGAAGCUCAAGGAUCUUCUACGGGAAUAUAACCCCAGGGACAUAUACAACGUGGACGAGACUGCCGUUUUUUAUCAGAUGCUCCCGCAGAAGACGCUCGCGCUUGCUGGUGACAGCUGCACAGGGGGCAAGCACAGCAAAGUCAGGAUUACCGUCCUCGUUGGCGCCAACAUGACCGGAACUGACAAACUGAAGCUUUUUGUUAUUGGCAAGUCGAAGUCCCCGCGUUGCUUCAAGAAUAUCAAAACGCUUCCGGUGACGUACACGGCCAACGCCAAGUCGUGGAUGACUCGGUCACUGUUUGAGCAGUGGCUGCGAGAUAUGGACCGCCGUUUCGUAAAAGAAAAAAGGCGUGUCCUGUUUCUUGUCGACAACUGCCCUGGUCAUGGGCAAGUCGCCGGACUUGAAGCCAUUCGUGUGGAGUUUCUGCCCGCGAAUACAACGGCGAAGCUCCAGCCCAUGGACCAGGGAGUGAUCAGCAGUCUCAAGAGGCACUACCGCCGAUCACUUCUCCAAAGGAUGUUGCUCUGCUUGGAGAGCAAUAAGCAGUACGUGGUGGACCUUCUGGCUGCUGUGCAUUUGCUGAGCAAUGCAUGGAGCCAAGUAACUGAAACGACAUUUGCGAAUUCAUUCCGCCAUGCGGGAUUUGUCGCUCCAGACGAUGACAGCGCACCUGACAGUCCAACCCAGGAUUGCGGCAGUGACAACGAGGAGGAGGCUGCAUUGCUUUCUUCACUAGGGAGCAAAGGCGUCGUCGUGGACAUGAGCACCUACGUCAGCGUCGACGAGGAUGUGGAAACGUGUAGGGCAGACACAAUUGACUCCAUCAUCGAAGAAGUGCUUGAGGUGUCUUCUGAAGGCUGCUCUGAUGACGACGAGGACGAUGCUAAUCCAAGGCCCGUGCCUGUGUCCUGCGAGGCAGCAGAUGCCUACUUGAACUCGCUGGUGAUUUUUUUUCAGCAGCACGAGGGUACAGAAGGAUUUUUAAAGUCCUUAGGGGAAAUGGCAUCGUUUGUGUCUGCUCGCCAAUUUGCCACGAAGCGGCAAGCAUCCAUCACGGACUGGCUGAAGCCCAGCAACAGUUCAAAUUGA
Molecule: messenger RNA, 1557 nt
Organism: Dermacentor silvarum
Lineage: Eukaryota; Metazoa; Arthropoda; Arachnida; Ixodida; Ixodidae
Product: tigger transposable element-derived protein 4-like
Exons: 1
Coding region: 1-1557 (518 amino acids)
Cellular component (GO): nucleus
Molecular function (GO): DNA binding
Source: RefSeq, a predicted model, not a curated record